CCGUGGCGUCGGCGAGAGGAUGGCGACGCAAAGACACGCGUGCCGUGCGUGCGCACAUCACGACGGCGCGGCGCGCGUCGUGGCGUUGGACUGAUCGGCCGGCCGCGGCGUGGGGGCGGAUCCGUGACUUGGUUUACGCGGGCACGAGCACGAGGGGCGCCUGCCGCCUGCCGGCGUCGCGACGCGCGCGACCUGCAGACCCGGGAGGCCGUCGCCAUUCCUCUCGCAGGCUGGCGCGGGCAGAUCUCGUUUACCUCGUGAGGGGAGAAUCUUAUAAUUAAACUGUCUCUCGGAUCCAGAAACAACUAUAAUCUGCCCAGGUUGUCUUCAAAUUUCAGAAUUUUCAGCAUCAACUCUGAAGUCUGAACAAUGUGGUUGAUUUCUACAGUAACCACAUUGGAUGUACUUGAUGGUGGUAUUAACACUGCACAUGUUGGAGUUGCUUCGCGCCUGAUGAUAAACUAACACGAGUGGCAUUUCUCUGGCACUUGUGAGCGGAUUCCUUAGCUAGUCGUACGUACCGCUGCUCCCUGCUGUUCUCGCCGUGCUAAGCUUGGAUGCAUCUGCAGCAAUAUAUUAUCACGGGAUCAUGAGGUGCUCCUCCAACUUCCAUAUCUCUUCACAGGACACAUGCACUCAUGUAAUGUAGUACUACUCUACACUGUUAGCUUGUGAGCUGUGACUGUAUCUGCCUUGAGGUCCCAAGCGACUGAACUGAGGCAGCAACCAAGCGAGUGAAGCAAAUCUUCCCAAUUCUCACCUGCUCCUAGAUACUAUUAUACUCCGUUCUCUUCAGUGCCAUCGCCUCCAUUUCUCUCUCUCCCUUUCUCUCUCGAGAGAGAGCCAUGAAUGAGCUCUGCGACCUCAAGGUGCACAUCAAUGGCCAUCACACGCUUCUUCUUCAUCAGAGCGUCAUGUGUGCAUUUUCGGGGAGGUUGAGGACAAUGGUAACGCAUGAGAGGAGGAAGAAGAAGACGAGCCGAGUGGAGGCCUUGUCCGUGAAGCUCACGGACUUCCCAGGCGGCGCCGAGGGGUUCGAGCUCGUGGCCCGGUUCUGCUACAGCAAUGGCCGCGUCCCGCUCUGCCCGUCCAACCUCCCAGUCCUGCACUGCGCCGCCGUGUACUUGGAGAUGACCGAUGAGGCGUGCACCUGCAACCUCCUGACCCAAGCAGAGGCCUUCGUGGACGGGCUCUACUACUGGACCUGGGCCGACGUGCUCACCGCCGUCAAGAGCUGCGAGCCCUUUGCGGCCGCGGCCGACGCCUCCGGUCUCCUCGAGAAGCUCAUCUCCGCGCUGUUCUCCAAGAUCACCGCCAAUCCGGAGACGCCUGUCGCCGCCGCGGCCGUGGGUACGCCGAACCGCUCGUCGUCGUCGUGCUCCUCGUCGCCGGACACGCUGGGCUUCGGGCGGUCGUCGUCCACAAAGACGCCGGAUUCGAUGAAGCCGUGCUUCGCCAGGGAGUGGUGGUUCGACGACAUGACGUCGCUGUGCCCGCAGACCAUCGAAAAGGUGAUGAGAGUGCUCGGCUGCUACGGCAUCGAGAACAAGAACCUGAUCCUGACGCGCUUCCUGCUGCAUUAUCUCCGCGCCGCCACGCGGAGGCCGGCGCUGUGCAAGGAGGGCGGCGGCCUCGCCGGCCUCGCCGACACGGCCGUGCACGGCGUGGCGCUCGUCGGGGGCACCGCGUUCUCGUGCCGGGGCCUCUUCUGGGUGCUGAGGAUCGUGUCGGCGGUGGGGCUGAGCAAGGAGUGCAGGCACAAGCUCGAGAGGCUCAUGGGCCUGAUGCUGGACCAGGCCACGCUCGACGACCUCCUCGUCUCUGGCGACGACGGCGGCGUGUACGACGUGAAUCUGGUCAUGCGGCUGGUCAGGGUUUUCGUGAGCUCCGAGGAGGAGGCCGACUUGCCGUCGCAGCGGAUGAGGAAAGUGGGUAGGCUUGUCGACAAGUACCUCGGUGAGAUCUCGCCGGACCAUGGCCUGAGGGUGUCCAAGUUCCUCGCCGUCGCCGAGAGCCUGCCGGACUCGGCGCGGGAAUGCUACGACGGAGUAUACAGGGCAUUGGACAUCUACCUUGAGUCUCACCCGACGCUGACCAUCGAGGAGCGGACGACGCUGUGCCGGUGCCUCAACUACGAGAAACUGACAUUGGAGGCGUGCAAGGAUCUAGCCAAGAACCGGAGGAUCCCGCCGGGGAUCGCCGUGCAAGCGUUGGGCUCGCAGCAGUCAAAGCUCCAGAUCAGGCCCGCCGCCGCCGUUGCGAAGGGCGCCGGUGGCAGGCCUGACCCGUCACAGACGCCGAGGAAGGUCGUCGUCGGCGGCGGCGGCGGGCGCGCCAGAAGCGUGGACCUGGACUCCAUGGACGAGAAGGAGCUGCUCAAGCUGAACCUGCAGAAGAUGCAGAACCGGGUGGUGGAGCUGGAGAGAGCGUGCAAGGAGAUGCGAGGGCAGAUGUCCAAGAUGGCCAAGGGCGGCAGGUCGUCGUCGCUCGCCGCCGCCGCCGCCUCCUCCUGCCACCAGACCGGCGGCAGAGGCUUGCCUAGACUGUGUUAAUGGAUCAAGCAGUAACACUAUUCUUCUUCUUCUUCUUCUUCUUUUGGUCAAUUAAGACUGCCACCACAUAGCUUGCCUUAAUUUUCACUUGUAAAGUUGAUGAUCCAGUGCAUUAAUUGAGCCCCCUUUUGAUUUUCCAUUUGGUGUUUUGUGUUUGCUGUGCGUAAGAUAGAGAGAGAUGAGGAGGAGCAAGAUUGACAGGGGAUGUAAAUUAUUUUUGUUCACCGCUGUCUCUUUGCUGCAUGAUUUUCUUUCUUGUAUUCUUUUUCUGUAACUGGGCAUGUUUAGUUUCACAAAACACAGU
Messenger RNA from Oryza brachyantha (malo sina), 2856 nucleotides. Its product is annotated as BTB/POZ domain-containing protein At3g19850. Bases 846 to 2552 code for a protein of 568 amino acids. Lineage: Eukaryota; Viridiplantae; Streptophyta; Magnoliopsida; Poales; Poaceae. The transcript is spliced from 6 exons. Gene Ontology annotation, molecular function: protein binding. The record is from RefSeq and is a predicted model, not a curated record.